This is a messenger RNA of Benincasa hispida (wax gourd), 640 nucleotides long. The record is from RefSeq and is a predicted model, not a curated record. Lineage: Eukaryota; Viridiplantae; Streptophyta; Magnoliopsida; Cucurbitales; Cucurbitaceae.
UGAAGGUUUGAUGAAGGCGGCAGCCAUAGACGCCAUUGGAGGUGAUGACCCGAGGUCAGGGCCGGGCUCUGUUUCGGUUCCGGUCUUCUGUGUUUCUUCUUCAGCAAAGGGGGUUUUAAUAAUUAAUGUCGGAGGUGGUUGUCGGAGCCUACGAAGGUGCUUGUUGGAGUUGGUCAUCGGAGUUUGUUGUCGGAGCCUGAAAUUGGUCAUUGGAAUUGGUUGUCAGAGGAAUUGGUUGUCAGAGUUGGUUGCACGAAGGUUAUCGAAGCUCGGAGUUGGUCGCACGAAGGUUAUCGAAGCUCGGAGUUGGUCACUGGAGUUAUCAUCGGAGGUGGUUGUUGGAGCCCGAAUUUCAUCGUCGGAGUUGUCGUCAGAGGUGGUUGUUGGAGCCUGGAGUUGGUUAUCGAAGUUAUCAUCAGAGGUGGUUGUUGGAGCCUAAAGUUAGUUUGCGGAGUGUGUCAGUGGCCGAUGGGUGAAACCAUUAAAAAUAUUGGAAGAAAGGAGAGUUGGGGUGAGUUGAUAAAAUAUACCAACUCAACUUCACCAAUAAUGAGUUGAUAUAUUAUACCAACUCAACUCAACUAAUGUCGGUGAGCCAAACAUUCCCUUAAAUUGUUAAAUUUACUAAAUGAUGAUUCAA